GAAUAAAUAACUAAUUUUCCAUCUGGAGCGCAUUUUAUAUAAUCCCUGGCAUUACGCAUUCUUCACGAGUCUCCGAUUAUUUGCGCAUAAGAAAAAGAAGACAAGAAAACCUUAUAUAUCAGCGAAGCGAUCGGAAAAAGCUGUACUGAAAAUCAAUCAAUCGGAAGCUUCUCUGCAAUGGCGUCUCGGAAAGCGAUCGGUUUCGUCGGUUUGGAUGAGUUGAGCUUGGAGAUGGCGGCGAAGGCUAUUCGCCAUGGCUACGAUGUGCAAGCUUUCGAGAUAAAUGAUCCCGUCAUUGAAGAACUCGUAAAGCUUGGAGGAGUUAAAUGUCCAAGCCCUUCGGAAGCAGGGAGAGAUGUAUCAGCUUUAGUUGUCCUGAUAUCUCACGUUGAUCAAACUAAUCAUCUUAUUUUUGGGGAGAAGGGUGCUUUGAAAGAUCUAAAAUCAGACACAGUUCUUAUUCUCCGUUCGAACAUAUUACCAUCAUUUCUCCAAAAACUGGAAAAGGAUCUGGCAGAAAUUCACAAAAUAGCUUAUGUUGUUGAUGCAUAUGUCUCUUAUGGGAGAUCCGAUGAUUUGAAUGAAAAAGUCACUAUUGCAUCAUCAGGAAGACUAGAUGCCAUUGCAAGAGCACGGCCUAUUCUUUCCGCAAUGUGUGAAAAGCUCUUCACUUUUGAGGGUGAAAUUGGUGGUGGCAGUAAGGUUAAAAUGGUUACUGUGAUGCUGGAAGGCAUUCAUUUUAUUAAUGCAGUGGAGGCUCUCUCUCUUGGUGCCAAAAUUGGAAUUCAUCCAUGGAUAAUCUAUGAUAUAAUUUCCAAUGCUGCUGGAAAUUCAUGGGCGUUCAAGAAUUAUGUUCCUCUUUUGUUGAAGGGAGAAGUUAAUCAUCAAAUUCUGAACACUUUUGUUGAGGAGUUGGAAAUCAUUUUGAAUAUGGCCAAGUCACUUACUUUUCCACUUCCAAUUUUGGCUGCUACUCAUCUACAACUUAUUCAUGGAGUUUCACUUGUUGGUAGCGAAGAUGAUCUUACAGCAAUAAUCAAGGUUUGGGAAAAGGUUUAUGGGGUUAAAAUUUCAGAUGCUGCAAAUGCUGAUGUGUAUAACCCUGAGCAAUUGGCAUCUGAAUUUACUACUGAUUCCAAGAGUGGGAGAAGGGUUGGUUUUAUUGGCCUUGGAGCUAUGGGAUUUGGCAUGGCAACUCAUUUACUGAGUUCAAAAUUCUGCGUUGUUGGUUUUGAUGUGUAUAAACCAACUCUAACGCGAUUUUCAAAUGCUGGUGGCUUGAUUGGAAAUUCUCCAGCUGAAGUGAGUAAAGAUGCUGAUGUUCUCAUAAUUAUGGUCACGAAUGAAGCUCAAGCAGAAAGUGUGCUAUAUGGAGAAUAUGGUGCAGUUUCAGCUCUUCCACCAGGAGCAACUAUUAUUCUCUCUUCUACUGUUUCUCCUGCAUAUGUGAGUCAGCUGGAGCACAGAUUGCACAAUGAGGGUAAGAAUUUGAAGUUGGUGGAUGCCCCGGUUUCUGGUGGUGUUGUGAGGGCCUCAAUGGGAACGCUUACGAUAAUGGCUUCAGGAACUGAUGAUGCUCUUAAGAGUGCUGGUUUAGUCUUAGCAGCCUUGAGUGAGAAACUUUAUAUUAUCAAAGGUGGUUGUGGUGCUGGAAGUGGUGUAAAGAUGAUUAACCAAUUGCUUGCUGGAGUUCAGAUUGCCUCAGCUGCUGAGGCAAUUGCAUUUGCAGCACGUUUGGGUCUGAAUACAAGACUGCUGUUUGAUUUUAUUGCAACUAGUGGGGGAACUUCCUGGAUGUUUGAAAAUCGUGGCCAACACAUGAUAGACAAUGAUUACACACCUUGUUCAGCACUAGAUAUCUUUGUGAAGGACUUGGGAAUUGUUACUCGUGAAUCAUCUUCGUGGAAAGUUCCACUUCAGCUAUCAACUAUUGCUCACCAACUAUAUCUGGCAGGUUCUGCUGCUGGUUGGGGACGGAUUGAUGAUGCUGGUGUGGUCAAGGUUUAUGAGAUGCUAACUGGCGUUAGAGUUGAGGGAAAACUCCAGGCUCAAAGGAAAGAUGUCAUGUUACAAUCUCUUCCACCCGAGUGGCCCCAAGAUCAUGUUCUUGAUAUACAAACCCUAAAAGAAAGCAAUUCAAAAAUUUUAGUUGUUUUGGAUGACGAUCCGACAGGAACACAAACUGUUCAUGAUAUUGAGGUAUUAACAGAAUGGACCAUUGAGUCGCUGAUUGAGCAGUUUAGAAAAAGUCCAAAAUGCUUUUUCAUUUUAACAAAUUCCAGGUCACUGAGUUCUGGCAAGGCCAGUGCAUUGAUAAAAGAGAUUUGCAGAAAUCUGGACGCUGCAGCAAAAUCAGUUGACAACAUUGACUAUACUGUAGUUUUGAGGGGAGAUUCAACUUUACGUGGCCAUUUUCCUGAGGAAGCAGAUGCUGUUGUUUCAGUAUUGGGUGAAAUGGAUGCAUGGAUACUUUGUCCCUUUUUCCUUCAAGGAGGUCGUUACACUAUUGAAGACAUACACUAUGUUGAUGAUUCUGAUACGCUUGUUCCUGCAGGGGACACUGAGUUUGCCAAAGAUGCUUCCUUUGGCUACAAAUCUUCAAACCUGCGUGAUUGGGUAGAGGAAAAAACAGAUGGCCAAAUACUUGGAAGUAGUGUUGCAUCUAUUUCUAUCCAACUUUUGAGGAAAGGUGGUCCAGAUGCAGUUUGUCAGCAUCUAUGCAGUUUGCAGAAGGGGUCAAUAUGCAUAGUUAAUGCAGCUAGUGAAAGAGACAUGACUGUAUUUUCACUUGGAAUGAUCAAGGCAGAAUUGAUGGGAAAACGUUUCUUGUGUCGCACUGCUGCUAGUUUUGUUUCUGCCCUUAUGGGAAUCAUCUCUAAGCCUCCAAUAUUGCCAAAUGAUAUUGGAAUAGCUAGAGAAAGGAAUGGUGGUUUGAUAGUUGUGGGAUCAUAUGUUCCAAAAACAACAAAGCAGGUUGAAGAGCUCAAAUUACAGUGUGGUCAGUUCUUAAAAAGCAUUGAGGUAUCAGUUGAAAAACUUGCAAUGAGUCCUAUUGAGGAGAUGGAGGAGGAAAUCAGUAGAGCAGCUGAAUUAGCAGAUGUAUAUCUUAAAGCUCAUAAAGAUACUCUAAUAAUGACCAGCCGAAAUCUCAUAACUGGAAAAACUGCCGCUGAGAGUUUGGACAUUAACUUUAAAGUGAGCUCUGCUUUGGUGGAAAUAGUGAAAAGAAUAACUACAAAACCUCGCUAUAUAAUUGCAAAGGGUGGUAUUACGUCUUCAGAUCUUGCUACAAAAGCCCUUGGUGCAAGAUGUGCGAAAAUAGUUGGUCAAGCACUUGCUGGUAUUCCCUUGUGGCAAUUAGGCCCUGAAAGUAGACACCCUGGAGUUCCUUACAUUGUCUUCCCAGGUAAUGUUGGUAACAGCACAGCAUUGGCAGAAGUUGUAAAGUCCUGGACUAGUCCAAUCAGACUUACAUCAACAAAAGAAAUUCUUAAUAAUGCAGAAAAGGGUGGAUAUGCUGUUGGAGCAUUUAAUGUAUAUAAUUUGGAAGGAGUUGAGGCUGUUGUAUCUGCUGCAGAGGAAGAACAAAGUCCUGCUAUAUUACAGAUCCAUCCAGGUGCCUUGAAGCAAGGAGGAAUUCCCUUGGUUGCUUGUUGCAUUUCUGCUGCAGAGCAAGCCAGUGUUCCCAUUACUGUUCACUUUGAUCAUGGAACUUCAAAGCAGGAUCUUGUGGAAGCUCUUGACCUGGGAUUCAGUUCUGUGAUGGUUGAUGGCUCACAUCUUUCUUUCAAUGAAAAUGCUGCAUACACAAAAUUCAUAACAUUACUGGCUCACCCAAAAAAUAUGUUGGUUGAAGCUGAGCUAGGAAGAUUGUCAGGGACAGAAGAUGAUUUGACUGUAGAAGAAUAUGAAGCCAGACUAACAGAUGUUACUAUGGCAUCAAAAUUCAUUGAUGAGACUGGCAUAGAUGCUUUGGCAGUGUGUAUUGGUAACGUGCAUGGAAAGUACCCUGCAAGUGGUCCAAAUCUGAGAUUUGAUCUGCUUAAGGAGCUGCAUGCUUUGAGCCUGAAGAAAGGAAUUUUUCUGGUGCUUCAUGGUGCAUCUGGUUUGAGCAAAGAACUUGUUAAGACGUGCAUACAUCUUGGUGUUAGAAAGUUCAAUGUCAACACCGAGGUAAGAAAAGCAUACAUGGACUCCCUUGUUACCCCCAAGAACGAUCUAGUUCAUGUUAUGGCCUCUGCAAAGGAAGCCAUGAAAGUUGUGGUUGCAGAAAAGAUGCAUCUCUUUGGUUCAGCAGGAAGGGCAUAAUUCCUACAAAUUUACUAGCUAGGAUUAUUGGUGACUAUCAACUUCUUAUUAUUUUGCUAUUAUGUUGUCUUGUAGUAAGGAAUAUCACUGCCUCAUGAAUUCAUUAUUUCCUUCAGUUCAAUAGAUGGUUUCUGAAUUUCUUAUUUACUUGCCUUGUCCUUGAGGGCAAAGGUUUCCAACGGUAAUUUUUAUUUUGUAGAAUCCCAAAAUCCCCGUUACAGUUUUAUGAUCAUUUUUUGAAUA
Messenger RNA from Glycine soja, 4551 nucleotides. RefSeq lists its product as uncharacterized. NCBI's taxonomy places the organism in Eukaryota, Viridiplantae, Streptophyta, Magnoliopsida, Fabales, Fabaceae. The transcript is spliced from 43 exons. Gene Ontology annotation, molecular function: aldehyde-lyase activity; oxidoreductase activity; zinc ion binding. Gene Ontology annotation, biological process: carbohydrate metabolic process. The record is from RefSeq and is a predicted model, not a curated record. Bases 178 to 4308 code for a protein of 1376 amino acids.